GCUGGUGCUGCCACACGGCUACCAGUGUAGCUUCAGACCUCGUCAAGGUAUCUGGUAAGCUGCUCUCUAUUUCACAAUGGCGACUCCUCAAUCUGAUCUCGACAAGAGGAAACAGAUUUCAGUACGAGGAAUAGCGCAAGUAGAGAACGUGUCAAAUGUGAAGAAGACAUUUAAUAGACAUCUUCAUUACACCUUGGUCAAGGAUCGCAAUGUCUCUACACCGCGAGACUACUACUUUGCACUUGCGCACACGGUGCGAGAUCAUCUCGUCUCACGUUGGAUCCGCACUCAGCAACACUACUAUGAGAAAGAUCCUAAGCGCGUGUACUACCUGUCCCUGGAGUACUACAUGGGUCGUUCACUCUCGAAUACAAUGAUCAACUUGGGCAUCCAGUCGGCGUGUGACGAGGCUCUCUACCAACUUGGUCUGGACAUAGAGGAGCUGGAAGAGCUGGAGGAGGAUGCUGGUCUUGGUAACGGUGGCUUGGGCCGACUGGCCGCUUGUUUCUUGGACUCCAUGGCUACUCUGGGCAUGGCUGCUUAUGGUUACGGCAUUCGCUACGAGUACGGCAUCUUCGCUCAAAAAAUUAGGAAUGGAGAACAGGUUGAGGAGCCUGAUGACUGGCUGCGGUACGGCAACCCGUGGGAGAAGGCGCGUCCCGAGUACAUGAUUCCUGUGAACUUCUACGGCCGAGUGGAAGACACACCUAAGGGCAAGAAAUGGGUCGAUGCGCAGACUGUGUUCGCAAUGCCGUAUGACAGCCCCAUUCCUGGCUACAAGAACAACGUCGUCAACACCAUGAGGCUAUGGUCUGCCAAGUCUCCUUGCAAUUUCAACUUGCAGUUUUUCAACGACGGUGACUACAUCCAGGCCGUGCUCGACCGUAACUUGUCCGAGAACAUUUCUCGCGUGCUCUACCCCAACGACAACUUCUUCGAGGGCAAGGAGCUGCGCCUCAAGCAAGAGUACUUCAUGUGCGCCGCAACGCUUCAGGACAUCAUUCGCCGCUACAAGUCCUCCAAGUUCGGCUCCAGCAACCCCAUCCGAACCUCUUUCGAUGCAUUCCCCGAAAAGGUUGCUAUCCAGCUGAACGACACCCAUCCUUCAAUGGCGAUCCCAGAACUGAUGCGCAUCUUCCUGGACUUGGAAGGACUAACGUGGGCUCAAGCUUGGAGCAUCUCUACGCGUGUGUUUGCUUACACUAACCACACGGUGCUGCCCGAGGCUCUCGAGCGCUGGUCUGUCUCCAUGCUCGAGCAUAUUUUGCCUCGUCAUCUCCAGAUCAUCUAUGAGAUCAACCAUCACCAUCUCCAGAAUGUGGCUAAGAAAUGGCCUGGUGACAUGGGUCGUAUGUCCCGACUGUCCCUCAUCGAGGAGCACGGCGACAAGCGCGUGAACAUGGCUCACCUGUGCAUCGUGGGGUCACACGCUGUCAACGGCGUAGCCGCCAUCCAUUCUGAGAUCAUCAAGCGUGACAUCUUCAGAGAUUUCUACGAGCUCUCCCCCGAGAAGUUCCAGAACAAGACUAAUGGAAUUACGCCCCGUCGCUGGUUGCUGCUGUGCAACCCUGCUCUCUCGGACGCAAUCGCCGAGAGGAUUGGCGAGGACUGGGUCGUUCAUCUCGAUGAACUUGCCAAGCUCAAAAACCUCACUAAGGAUGCUGCCUUUGUGAGGGCUGUGCAGACCGCCAAGCAAGAGAACAAGAUGCGUCUGGCUAAGCAACUCGAAGAAGAAUACAAGGUCAAAGUGAAUCCUUCCUCCAUGUUUGACAUUCAAGUCAAAAGAAUCCAUGAAUACAAGCGUCAGUUGCUGAACUGCAUGCACAUCAUUACUCAGUACAAUCGCAUCAAGGCCAACCCUGGCGGGUCGUUCGUGCCUCGCACGAUCAUGAUCGGCGGAAAGGCUGCUCCAGGCUACCACACCGCCAAGCAGAUUAUUCGUCUUAUCUGCGCCGUCGCCAACGUCGUCAACAACGACCCAAUCGUAGGCGAUCGUCUGAAGGUCAUCUACCUGGAGAAUUACCGCGUCACGCUUGCUGAACGCAUCAUCCCAGCUGCUGACUUGAGUGAGCAAAUCUCAACUGCUGGUACUGAAGCGUCCGGCACUGGCAACAUGAAGUUCAUGUUGAACGGCGCUCUCACCAUCGGAACCCUUGACGGUGCCAACAUCGAAAUGAUGGAGGAAAUGGGCCGCGAGAACAUCUUCAUCUUCGGCAUGACCGUCGAUGAAGUCGAGGCGCUCAAGUGCAGGGGCUACAAUGCCUGGGACUACUACAACUCGAACCCCGAACUGAGGCAGUGCGUUGACCAGAUCCAGAACGGCUUCUUCUCUCCUAACAACCCCGACCAGUUCAAGGAUCUCGUCAACAUAUUAAUGAACCAUGACCGCUUCUUCCUGUUCGCUGACUAUGACUCGUACAUCAAGUGUCAGGAUGAGGUGAACGAACUGUACCUCAAACCUAAUGAAUGGGCAGUCAAGUGCAUCAUGAACAUCGCGUCCUCUGGCAAGUUCUCGAGCGACAGAACCAUUGCUCAGUACGGCAGAGAAAUCUGGGGCAUCGAACCCUCAUGGGAGAAAUUGCCUGCUCCUCACGAGCCCAAGGAUGACGAGGCGAAGUAAAGCCUCUCUCUGGCGUUCAACGCUUGUCUUCAUCAAUUUACUGCCAGAAGAUAGCUAUUGUUAUAAAUUUUCUCAAUCUCUCGUCUUGACGUAAAAUAUUGUCUGGACAUUAAGAACAAGAUGCAGUGUUCAGCUGCUAAUUUUUGCGGCAAUGCUAAGGUAGUUCCAGGCUGCUUCGCUUUGUGCCCAUGUGUUGACCUCUCUUUUUAUCGCUAUUUCCAGGCAUGCUCGUUAUACACUUCUGAGAGGGAUUUUUGGAAUUCAUAUUUGAAGAUGAUAUUUAGAGCUGUGUAUAUUCAAACGUUGAGUGCAGAGUAUCGAGAUUUUUCAGUUUUAUUUUUCGUCCUAAGCCCUGCAACCAGAUGUUAGCGGUUCUAAUGUGAAAUGUUUUUUAAUCUCCUAGAAAGUUGAUACUUACUGUACAUUAAAUAUGAUCCUGUUGAGAUUUUUCAUUUUAAUUUACGUCAUGUUGGAUAGAUCACUAGUGGUUUGAGAAUUGUUGCUAAUGAGCAGGCCUGCGUGAGUUAAGUGCCAUAUUGUCAAUUGCACCUGUCGAAAUUGAGUUUAUUCUAGAUAAAAUUAUGAAGAAA
This is a messenger RNA of Hyalella azteca, 3210 nucleotides long. RefSeq names its product glycogen phosphorylase. Gene Ontology annotation, molecular function: glycogen phosphorylase activity; pyridoxal phosphate binding. Gene Ontology annotation, biological process: glycogen catabolic process. NCBI's taxonomy places the organism in Eukaryota, Metazoa, Arthropoda, Malacostraca, Amphipoda, Hyalellidae. Bases 77 to 2620 code for a protein of 847 amino acids. Gene Ontology annotation, cellular component: cytoplasm. The transcript is spliced from 7 exons. The record is from RefSeq and is a predicted model, not a curated record.